AUUGUAAAACAAUCACAUCUCUUACAUCGCAGGCUGGUACGCGCCAGAGGAUUGCACACUUGUCGUCGGGGCAUCACAGACAUGUCGUAUGAUUUUGGAGGAACGGAUUGUUUUAUUUCACAAUACGGAGUUUUGGGAAUAUCACCCGGAGGAGGGGCUGGCUUACUCGACCACCGUCUAACCUGAGACUUUGAUUUGUUUUUGUCUCCGAUCAUUGAGUGAAUAUCAUCCAUGCAGCCCGCAGCCCUGACACCCGAGAGCAAGACCCGCCGUGACUCGGUUGCACCGGGGAAAACUGCUGAGGGCUCUCCCAAGCAAGAACAGGGUCACCAACAUAUACUCUACCAUAUCGCCCAUCAGCUCGUCUUCCGAUUGAUGCCGUGUACAACUGGCCCCCGAUUUGAACCCCUCCGACCUCUUCCCACUAUCUUUGCUCAUCUCUCCGUGCUCAUUCGAUUGCCCUUCCACUGUCUACUUAUCUCCCUCCCGCCUUCUCCGGUCCUUUUCCUCUUCUCUUUUCCCUUCUACUUCCUUUCUAAACUCUCAUCGUCUUUAUCGGCGUUGGAAGUCGAGGCGUCUUCUUUUGGCUGGCUGAUGGUUCGAUCUGUGCUCUUUUUCUUCUUUUCACAUCCCUCAAUAUGUUAUCAUGCCUAUCACAAUUUGCUGUGCAAUUUUCACCCAAAUCAUUCGUGCGAGGCCUGGAUUAGAUAACACAGAUACAAUAGUGAUGACCGAAGUUUCAUUUCAGAUUCUACCAUUCGAGAUU
Aspergillus japonicus CBS 114.51 is the source of this 766-nucleotide messenger RNA. RefSeq lists its product as uncharacterized. The transcript has a single exon. The coding region runs from base 232 to 711 and encodes 159 amino acids. The record is from RefSeq and is a predicted model, not a curated record. NCBI's taxonomy places the organism in Eukaryota, Fungi, Ascomycota, Eurotiomycetes, Eurotiales, Aspergillaceae.